GCUGUAUUGUUGGUCUGCUACUUUCAUAUGAUUACUAACCUGGAGCACCGUUUUCGUUGCUCCUCAUCGACAUCCCAUACCCUAAUUGAACAAUUUUGACAGUUCAAAUUUCCAUCACCACUAAAUUUCUAUCUGGCACAUUUCGAACUUAACACAUCAUGUAUAAGCCCGUUGCAAUCAUCACAGGCGCAGCAUCUGGCAUCGGCCUCGCCUUAACCAAACACCUCAUCGCCAAAGACUGGCUCGUCGUAAUGGCCGACAUCAACAGCAAGCUCGGCACAGAAGUCUCAUCUUCACUUGGCAACUCGGUCCUCUUCGUGGCAACAAACGUCUCUAUCUACUCAGAACAAGCCAAAAUGUUCUCCAAAGCAUUUGAAUGGGGUGGUGGACGAUUAGAUUUUUUUGCAGCUAAUGCUGGGAUCGCGGGAACUCAGGACUUUUAUCAGCAGAACGAGAAUUUGGAUGAGACUGGUGUGCCGAAAGAGAUGGACCUGACGACGCUGAAGGUUGAUUUGGAUGCUGUUGUGCAAGGUGUUUGGCUGUUUAAGCAUUAUGCGAGGAGUAAUAAGGGGCAGAAGGGUGGGAAGGUGGUCAUUACUUCAUCGAUGGCAGGACUGUAUCCAAUGGAAUCCGACCCUCUCUACACAGCAGCUAAGCAUGCGCUCGUAGGCUUCACACGAGCCACAGGAGCUCGAUUCCAUCGCGAAGGCAUCACUGUCAAUUGCAUCUGUCCGGCAUUUGUCCCGACUGGUUUGGCACCAGAAGAGGUGCUUGCAAAAUUUCCAAAAGAGCAUAUAACGCCAAUGAGUACACUUAUUCGAGCAUACGACAUGUUUUUGGACGAUUCAAGUUUAUCUGGCAAGGUUGCUGAGACGAGCCUGGAUCAGGUGCAUUUCCAAGAACCUCCAGAAUUCUCUAGUGAGUCUAACCGAUGGUUGGCAACGGCGACGAAGGAGCUUUGGGAGUGAGUGAAACAGAUGUAGUAUAAUCACAAAAAUCAUGAAUGAGAUAUAUUGAUAAUUUUG
Cadophora gregata is the source of this 1025-nucleotide messenger RNA. RefSeq lists its product as uncharacterized. The transcript has 2 exons. Gene Ontology annotation, cellular component: cytoplasm. NCBI's taxonomy places the organism in Eukaryota, Fungi, Ascomycota, Leotiomycetes, Helotiales, Ploettnerulaceae. The record is from RefSeq and is a predicted model, not a curated record. Gene Ontology annotation, molecular function: oxidoreductase activity, acting on the CH-OH group of donors, NAD or NADP as acceptor. Bases 159 to 968 code for a protein of 269 amino acids.